UUUCAAUUUAAAUACUAUCGUAAUACUAUGUACCUACGUUGUGUUUUAUACCAAACGUUUUGGGUGAUUUGUCUUCGAAAUACAAAAGACGAGUAUGUUGAAUUAUUAAAUUUGCAUCGAAUGGGAUUUCACGUCGAGUGUAAAAGUUUGGCACACAUAAUGAAAACAAAAAGGCAGACCUCGAAAAGAAACAAUACCAAGAAGCUGGUAAAAAAGCGAUCUGUUGGAAGACCUCGAAAAUCAAAAAUUAAGUAUGAUGAGUUGUCUUCAAAAACGCCAUUAAAGACUAUAAAAAUGCGUACUCAAGUAGCUACUAGUUUUUCAGUUGAAAAAGCUCAAAAUCGUUCAACUGUCAGACCAUCAAAGACUAAUUCUGAAGUUCAUGUAUCUUCUAGCUCUGUGGAAAACAUUGUCUAUCAACCUCCAAUUGCAAAGACUACAAGUGCACUUUUAAGAAAUAUGUUACUUUCAACAGAUAGAACUAGGUUUAAUAGAUCUACUACAAAUACUUGUCUUACUAUUUCAAACAAUAACAAUCCAUAUUGUAAUUAUUAUCAGUUGGAUAAAUCAAAACCCCUAAAUCUAGAAAUUUCACAUAGAACUUCAUCGUUUGUUGAAAAUUCGAGCCGAGGUAAGUGGAAGAACAGCAAUAAAAAGUUGAACAUGCCUACAAAUGAAAUCAAAUCUACUGUAUCUGGAAAUAGUUACCUACCUAAUCUUCAGUCUUUUCCUGAUAUCCCACAACUUGCUGAUGUCGAUAUUAAUGCGAGUUUUGAGCUAGAUAAUUCAAACUAUAGCAUGAAUGAUCAAACUGAUACAGAAACAUUGUGUAUUGAUGACUCUGAUACUUUGAGUAAUGAAUCUGCAGAAAACAUCGAACAAGAGCAGCAAGAAUUUGAUCAACGUUGGGCUAUGUCAGUUCGUAUGGAAAGUGGAGAAAUGUCAACACCUUUUGUUAAUUGUGAAACUUUUAAUUCACUAGAUGAUGUUUCUUUGUUAGGGCCACAAGAUACAGCAUUAGUACAAAACGAUGUUAUUCAAAAUUACAUAGAAACAAAUGAUGUUCAAUUCAUGCAGCUACCAGAUUCCAGUUGUGAAGUGAUCAGGACCUUGCAGUACUAUGAGUCUAGAUUAUUAACAAGUCCUUGGUCUUUUCCAGAACACUUGCAGAAUCAUAAUGAGCCUAUUUCAAACCAACAGACAGGGCUAAACGAGCAAUUAAAUACAACAGCAUCAAAUCAUACUUUAGCAGAAUUUGCAAAUAUGCUUCCUUGUCCAAUUGCUGGUUGCUUAUGGUAUUCACACUCUGCAACUUUAUAUGUUCAUUUGUUUACAUGUCACCAAGAAAUGAUAUAUUAUGGAAAUUCAAUUUCACACGUGUUCAGGUGUCAAGAUAUACAAAACUUUUGUUUUUUUACCCAUUUACAAUUUAUACAAAAUACUAUUUACAUAAUCACAGUUGCAUUUGAUGGCUACAGUCACACAUUUGUCGCCACCAUUCAGCAUGUUUCGUCAUAUGGUGACAAUACAAGUGCUUCGCAAACUACAGCUAUACUGACCACUAGUUCUCUAUGUAAUGAUACUGAUCAACAUUCAUGGAGUGGCCCAGUACAGCCUUAUAGUGUUCCAUUAGAUGUACUUCAUGCUGAUGGUAGAUGUUUAUUUAUUGAUCCUACAAAUUCUGAACAAAUGAUUAUCAAUGUCGACUUAACAGUACCAUUGGUUUAUUCAAAUGAUUCAAUGUUUGCCUGCUUAUGAUUAUUAUAUUAGUAUUAUUUAUCAUACUCUAUAGUACCCAUAACACUUUAAGUUUUAUGUUUUACAAAACAUUUUUGUUACAUGUUUAAUUGUUUUUUCC
Molecule: messenger RNA, 1858 nt
Organism: Melanaphis sacchari
Lineage: Eukaryota; Metazoa; Arthropoda; Insecta; Hemiptera; Aphididae
Exons: 10
Coding region: 28-1758 (576 amino acids)
Source: RefSeq, a predicted model, not a curated record